AUGGUUGUUUCAUGGGUAUGUUGCAGCAGUAAUGGGUUCUCCAAAAUGUUUGCAGGUAUGGAAGGGGGAAUUUUGCUGGUGUGUUCGUAUGGUUUAGUUAAUGUUCUUAUUUGGUUGCAUCACGAUUCGUCGUAUGUGAAGAUUGUUGAUGAAAUUUGUGGGAAGUUCGAUGGAUUGGUACCAGGUGCGGUGUAUUUGUUUUUUGAUUUUCCCGGGUAUAAGAAGUUUAAGGAGGAUAGCGAUGAUGACAUUCAAAACAUGUUGUGCCUUGCUAAGUCGUUCGGGAUAAAUCACAUUAAGGUCCUCAUUCAGGAAAGUAGUGUUGGUGUGGGGGGUAAUCGUGUCGUGUUGGAUUUUGCGGACGAUGGGGGAAUAUCACGGCAUGUUAGCGGGAAUGGGUUCGUGGAUGAGCAGAUGGAUUUGUUACCAACGUACUCAACUGAAUUCCGUGAAGUUCUGUGUAAGUAUGCUGUUGAACGUGGAUUUCAAUUUAAGUACGUUAAAAAUGACUCCGUGCGAAUUACGGUAGUGUGUAAGUUUGCGGCUUCAACAGAUUGUUCGUGGUCAGUUCAUGCGAGGAUGUUACCGUCAAGUGGGGUGUUAUGUGUUAAGAGGUUUGAUAGUGUGCAUACUUGUAGGGCUGCUGUACGUACUUCUAGGAACCCUCGUACGGGGUCUGAUUUGGUGUCUAUCGUUGUUGCAGAUCGAGUGCGCGAUAAGCCAUUGACGCGCCCCACUGAUGUUGUGUUUGAUUUGAAGAACGAGUAUGGUUUGGAUAUUAGUUACCGGGUGGCAUGGUUGGGUGUUGAGAAAGCUAGAGGCGAGGUGUAUGGGGAUCAUGCUACGUCCUUUGAUCAGCUGAGGUGGUAUAGCAAUUCUGUUAUGCAAAAAAACCCAAAUAGUUACAUUAAUCUUGAGUUUGACCAAAAAACCGGGAGCUUCGUUAGGUAUUUCAUAUCAUUUCGCGCUUGUAUAGAUGGAUUCAAACACUGCCGGCCUAUGCUAUUUUUGGAUGGAACAUUUUUGAAAGGUAGAUUUAAAGGUAAUUUGCUCGCAGCUACUGCUAAAGACGCCAAUCAAGGAUUGUUUCCGGUAGCCUUUGCUAUUGUUGUUUCCGAGAAUUCAGCUAAUUGGGAACGGCUUCUUCGUAAUUUGAAAGAAGUUGUUGGGGGUGGGCGAACAUUAACUUUCAUAUCUGACCGCCACGUCGGAUUAUUACACUCUAUGCCCAUUAUUUUCCCUUCAACGCAUCAUGCAUAUUGUUUGUUGCAUCUCCAAAUGAACUUGCGGGAUUGA
This is a messenger RNA of Camellia sinensis, 1296 nucleotides long. RefSeq lists its product as uncharacterized. The record is from RefSeq and is a predicted model, not a curated record. NCBI's taxonomy places the organism in Eukaryota, Viridiplantae, Streptophyta, Magnoliopsida, Ericales, Theaceae.